CGUUUUCAUUGGCUCCCAUGAAAGGUCCAGAUCCAGCGCACUUCAAUGGACCCCCAGGGCAUCCUGAAGGCAUUUCCCAAGCGAAAGAAAAUUCAUGCAGAUCCAUCAUCAAACGCACUUGCAAAGAUUCCCAAAAGGGAGGCAGGAGAUGCUAGAGGAUGGCUGAGCUCCCUGAGGGCCCACAUUAUGCCCACUGGCAUUGGGCGAGCCCGGGCUGAACUCUUUGAGAAGCAGAUUAUCCAGCAUGGUGGCCAGGUGUGCUCUGCCCAGGCCCCAGGAGUCACUCACAUUGUGGUGGAUGAAGGCAUGGACUAUGAACGGGCUCUCCGGCUCCUCAGACUGCCCCAGCUGCCCCCUGGUGCUCAGCUGGUGAAGUCAGCCUGGCUGAGCUUGUGUCUACAGGAGAAAAAGCUGACAGACACGGACGGAUUCAGCCUUUCCAGCCCUAAGAGGUCCUUGAAUGAACCACAGCCCAGCAAGUCAGGCCAAGAUGCUUCUGCUCCUGGCACUCAGGGGGUUCUACCCAGGACAACGCUCUCUCUUUCCCCUCCUUGUACCAGAGCUGUAUCUCCUCCCCCAAAGGCAGAAAAGCCACCAAAAACCCAAACCCAGCUCAGCUCAGAGGAUGAAGCCAGUGAUGGGGAAGGGCCCCAGGUUAGCUCAGCAGAUUUGCAAGCCUUGAUCAGUGGGCACUACCCCACUCCCCCUGGGGAAGAUGGUGGGCCUGACCCAGCCCCAGAAGCUCUGGGUAAGUGGGUCUGUGCACAGCCCUCAAGCCAGAAGGCAACUAAUUACAACCUGCACAUCACAGAGAAGCUCGAAGUGCUGGCUAAAGCCUACAAUGUCCAGGGAGACAAGUGGAGGGCUCUGGGCUAUGCCAAGGCCAUCAACGCCCUCAAGAGCUUCCACAAGCCUGUCAGUUCCUACCAGGAGGCCUGUAGCAUCCCAGGAGUUGGCAGGCGAAUGGCAGAGAAGGUCAUGGAGAUCCUGGAGAGUGGGCAUCUGCGGAAGCUGGACCACAUCAGCGACAGCGUGCCUGUCUUAGAGCUCUUCUCCAACAUCUGGGGAGCCGGGACGAAGACUGCCCAGAUGUGGUACCAUCAGGGCUUCCGAAGCCUAGAAGAUAUCCGAGGCCUGGCCUCCCUGACCGCUCAGCAGGCCAUUGGCUUGAAGCACUAUGAUGACUUCCUGGACCGCAUGCCCAGGGAGGAGGCUGCAGAAAUUGAGCAGAUGGUCCGAGUAUCAGCCCAGGCCUUCAACCCUGGGCUGCUGUGUGUGGCCUGUGGCUCUUUCCGUCGAGGGAAGGUGACCUGUGGGGAUGUAGAUGUACUUAUUACUCACCCCGACGGCCGGUCCCACCAGGGCAUCUUCAGCCCACUCCUCGACAGCCUUCGGCAGCAAGGGUUCCUCACAGAUGACUUGGUGAGCCAGGAGGAGAAUGGCCAGCAGCAGAAAUACCUGGGUGUGUGCCGGCUCCCAGGGGCCGGGCAGCGCCACCGGCGACUGGACAUCAUCGUGGUGCCCUACAGUGAGUUUGCCUGUGCCCUGCUCUACUUCACCGGCUCUGCCCACUUCAACCGGUCCAUGAGAGCUCUGGCCAAGACCAAGGGCAUGAGCCUGUCAGAGCAUGCCCUUAGUGCUGCUGUGGUCCGGAACAGCCAAGGUGUCAAGGUCGGGGCUGGACAAGUGCUGCCCACCCCCACAGAGAAGGACGUCUUCAAGCUCUUAGGCCUGCCCUACCGAGAACCGGCUGAACGGGACUGGUGACAUAGGGUUUGGGCAAGGGAAGCCACGUUGGAUGAACUAACUGCCUCAUCUGCCACCCUCUUAGCUUUGCCUCACUCUGUCCGUCACCACUUGCCCUUACUGAGCCAAGCUAGGAGCUCUAGGGCCUGUAGGAAAGAGCCAGUCUGAUUGUGAGCCUGCCAGCUCUCUCCUGGACAGGAUCAUGCUGCGGUCCCCUCUGCUCCCCUCUGCUCCCUGUUCAAGCACAGCAGGUGGCUGGUUUCAAGCUGGUUUCCUGUACUGCAGGCCUGGUUUCCUGUACUGAAGGCCUGAGCUUCCCUUUCCACCCCAAGACUGAUGUAGACAUAGGGGGUCAGGAGAGGCUGCAGGAAGAGAGGGAGGCAGCUGUGGGCCCAGCAUCUUCUUCGGGCCUUCACGGUAGAGAAAGCUAUGUGGAUUCCCUCACCCGCCCACUUCCUGUGCAGCUGGAGCUGCUGGGGGUGGCCUGCCCAGACUCUGUGAGAGUGGCUUCUAAGGGCCCUGGAGCCUAAUAAAGUGCUUCUGACAUUCAA
This is a messenger RNA of Rattus norvegicus (Norway rat), 2297 nucleotides long. RefSeq names its product DNA polymerase lambda (gene Poll). Gene Ontology annotation, molecular function: DNA-directed DNA polymerase activity; DNA binding; DNA polymerase activity. The record is from RefSeq and is marked provisional. Gene Ontology annotation, biological process: base-excision repair, gap-filling; nucleotide-excision repair; DNA biosynthetic process. The coding region runs from base 46 to 1767 and encodes 573 amino acids. Lineage: Eukaryota; Metazoa; Chordata; Mammalia; Rodentia; Muridae. The transcript has 9 exons. Gene Ontology annotation, cellular component: site of double-strand break; nucleus; nucleoplasm.